AUGGCGGCGCCCACCGCUCCGUUGGACGACGGCUGGCCUAAUACGUGUGCAGAUCGGUCGCUGAAAGGAGCCGUGCCCGCCGCCGCAGAGAAGCUUCUCCUAAACGUUCUCGACGGUGGGGAUGACGAUGAUGAUGAAGAUGAUGGGGUACCUCGGGAUCGACCCAGAGGAACCGUCGCUCCAGCGCCCGCCGAGAACCUGAUGGGAGAUUUCGAAAGGACUUUGUCUUUGUGCUUUGGGGUAUGGAGUCCCACGGCGGCCAACAGCGAAGCUCUAACGAUGAUCACCGAGGACACGCUACUACAGACGGAUGAGAUCUGGAAUGCUUUAACCAAAAGCAAUGGGCAGAUGACGGAGAUGGAUUGGAAGCAUUCAAGAGCACGCUCCCUACUCAGGCCUGCAUUCAACCCGGAGGAGAACAUGAGUCAGUCGAAGGAGGUCGCUGCGGAUGUGUCUGAAGUCGAGGAGCUGCGGGAACAGCUGGACAUGCACUCCAUCAUCGUCUCAUGUCUCGGCGAGGAACCGCUCUUCACAGCUGAGCAGGUGAUUGAAGAGAUUGAGGAGAUGAUGCAGGACUCGUCUGACUUUGAAGCACAGCACAAUCCUUCACAGGCUGACCUGUCCAUGCUCUCUGUGGAUGUUCAGCGUCCCACAAGAAGUCCCAGCUACGAAGAACGAUUGCACAAAUUAAACGUGGUGGAGCUGAACGAGCAUCUAGAGGAGGCAGAUGGCGCUGUCAAGCGGCUCUCAGAAGAGCUGGUGCAGCACCUAGCUCUCAGGGAUGAGCUGGGCUUUGAGAAGGAGGUGAAGAACACGUUCAUCUCGGCGCUCAUCGAUGUGCAAAACCGACAGAAGGAGCACCGCGAGGCACUAAAGAAGAAAAAAAAGCUUAAAGCGGCGGCGAUGUCGCAGAGCCAAGCGGAGAAGUCACUUGGAUCUCGUUUCAGCAUGGAAGGGCUCUCCUCUGUGAUCCAAAACGGUUUUCGACAAACAUUCGGGACUGGAUGCAGUGAAAAACAGUAUUUGACCACCAUCAUACCCUAUGAGAAAAAAGGAAUCCCUCCUUCCAUUGAGGACCUCCAGAUCCUGAUCAAAAUCUUGCAUGCGAUGAGAGACGACAGCGAUAAGGUCCCAGCACUCCUAACAGAUUACAUUCUCAAAGAUAGUAUCCAGAGGCUAUACGCUAAGCGCAAAGAGGGAGGCCGAGGGUUGGUGAGGAAGUCCUACCGAUGGUUAGAGAGGACUGGACUGAAAGACGGCCCAGAGGCACUCAUCAUGAAAGCACAGGAGCAGGCCUUGACCACAAUAAUAGAGGCCCAGAUAUACCACAGCAGGCAGGAAACAGUCCAGCACAUUACAGCAGGGUGCAAGAUACUGGCAGAAUAA
Molecule: messenger RNA, 1386 nt
Organism: Nerophis lumbriciformis (worm pipefish)
Lineage: Eukaryota; Metazoa; Chordata; Actinopteri; Syngnathiformes; Syngnathidae
Source: RefSeq, a predicted model, not a curated record